Molecule: messenger RNA, 5100 nt
Organism: Dermacentor andersoni
Lineage: Eukaryota; Metazoa; Arthropoda; Arachnida; Ixodida; Ixodidae
Source: RefSeq, a predicted model, not a curated record
CUGGCAUUUACGGAAUGUGUUAACCACGAGAAGCUUGGUGUCAAUGUGGCUGACUAUACCACCAUGGGGUGGUAACUGCCGACAGGGACCUCAGUGGUCUCUGACACGGCCCAGGCACCUUCGGGAUGAAGUAUAUCAAAGCCACUACAGUUCCCCAGGAAAUCCAAGUGUGGUUUCAGGGGGAACUGGAGAGCAGAGGAAUUGACACUGUUUACUCCCACACUGUAAUGAGCCUGCUUCUGCAUCCUGACAAGGAAUUAGGAAACCGUGUUGCUGCAGUGGAGUGCCUAAGGUCAGCCACAGAGCAGGUAGGCAGUGCUGUCUCCAAGACUGGCCUUGAAACACUGGUGGAUGAGCUGUGCAGACGCUUGAACAACCACUUGAACCCCGAGUCUGAGAUGGAAGCUGCUGCAGCUGCACCAGUGGAGGAACCUCUGAAGCGUAGGUCUCCAAAGGAACUAGCACAAAUGUACUACGCUGCAUUUCCAGCUCUUGAUAACAGCCCCCAGGUGCAGGCACAGCGGGUUUCUUGGGAUGGCCGCCGCAUCAUAGAACUACACGAGCGUGAACAGCAGAAUGCUGAAGGUGCAAACUGGGAAUUGAUGCAAGAACAGCAACUGCGUAGCAAACUUGACAGCCCCAGCUUGGUCGCCAUCUGGGGCCGCCAGACAUCAGCAGCCAUAGGCAAAGCAGCAUUUCUCCGCGUGAAAAAAACGCACAUCUUUGAUGGCUUCAAUUCGGUCUGGGCACUCAGUGGAGAAGACAAGGUUAUGCUCAAGGUACAAGAGGAUGAGAUGGCUAUGAAAACUGAGAAAUCUGAUGAAGAUGCAGCCUCUGGCAACGUCGAGCCUGGUUCUCUGGGGAUAGCACUGGCCAAAAUUGUUUCCAAGCUGCUGGAGAAACACAACUGUGCCACAGCCCUCUUCAAGGAUGAAGUGCUGUUUUGGAAUUGGGCAAAAGAUGGAUCUGAUGAGCCAAUUUUGCAGGCUAUAAGCAGUGCCACCCAAGCUAUCUUCAGUGAAACAAAGCACAGCAUGAGCAAAUCGGCACUCCUUAAUGCUGGCCAGGGUGACUGUCUGGCCAAGUACCCUUUGGACAUUGAUUUUUCUAGCCGAUGGCCUGGCAAGGAUCCAUUGGUGGAGCACCCAAUGAACUUGGCAUCCAGUGAAAUAGCCAGCAGGCCUUGCAUCAGUGGUAGCCAUGACUACUUAGCAAUGGGUGACUUUACAACAGUGCCAGCCGAUGAUGUUGACGACUUCUGGGAGAGAGGUUUUGACCCGACUGAACAAUUUGACUUUUUAGACUCUGAUGAAGAUGACAUUGUAGCAGCAGAAUCUGUGACGAAAUGUCCUACUCCCUGGCCCAGUACCAGUACAAGCAGCGGUUCAGACUCGUCAGCAACUUGGGCAACCUGCAGUGCACAUUCUUCCUCCAGCUUCCUGGAAAAAAAGGCUAAAGUGGAGGCAACAGUCCCCAUCUCUGAACCUGAACAGAGCUCUGCUAAGGAGGAGAUCAAUACUCCAGGAGACACCUGGCAUCCAACAUGGAUUGAAGAUCUUCUCAGGGUGUGCCCCGAUGCAGAAGUUGACCCAAUUUUUGCAGACAUUAGUCGCAAAGUGGCUAACUCUAUGAAAGGGACAGGAGCACGUCCCAAGGAAAGACGAAACGAUUCUAGUGCUGGCAGCAGUGGAUCCUCCGCUGACAGCAGCACCAAUCUGGUAGGGAACAAGCACAAGGGCUCUUCACAGCAACAAGAGGGCUCUGCUGCUCACGAGAGCUCCCAGGAUGAGCUGGCUUCUGCUGAAUGGCCCUGGAAGCUUGGUAGUAAUGGAGAGCUGACUACCAUUGGGCCCUGGUCCCCACUUCGAGUUGGAAGUCAGCCCCCUCCACCAGCAGUGCGCAGCGCUUACAUUGAGGCCCUCCGGAAGGAGCUUGAGGCAGAAAUUGACGAACUUCUGUACAACCUCUACGAGCUAGCACAACCUUGGUUUCAGGAGAACCCAGCUGGAGCCUGUGGUGAAAACAAGGAAAUGUGGCCGUUGCAACCGCCUGGCAUGCCAUUUCCUUCGUACCAGUGUUCCUUUCUUCCUCAACCUAACAUUGGGUUGGCAUUGCCAAGUAUUGCAGCAUCGAUGCCGGAUGGUUUCUCUCCUGAAAACCAGCCUUUGUCAUCAGGGAUAAGGCCACCUGGCUUCUAUGUGCCAAACAUGAAUUUCAGGCCCGAAGCACCCAGACAAAACCCAUCAGCACUCAAUGCUCAUUCAAAUGCAUCUAUGCACAAUAACCUUGAACCCAGCAAGUAUGCAAACAAAUAUUCUGCACCCGAUGGCACAGCUGAUGCAAAGCCACUUUCAUCAACAAGCCCAAGUUUCACCAGAACUUUUCUUGGUGCAGAUACUGUUUCCCACUCUUCAAUGCCAACUGCCUUGUCUCACAUUCCACCAGUCAACACGGCUGGACUUGGUACCAUUGAACAAAUAGCACAUGGCAUGGGACUUGCACACACUUCUGAACAGUCUGGUUCAGAUAUUGGCCUUACAAAUUCAGUAACGUUGGCAACAAAGAUACCUGUUGCAAUGGGUGUUGAAAACUCUGGUGCUAGUGGUGCCUUUGACAUGAACCUUCUGGACACCGGCCUUACAAGCUGCAGCGCAGAGGUCUCCAUCGCCACCAUCCAUGACAAUGCUGUUCCCAGUACAGUUAUGAAAGGUGGACCUUCAAGCUUCAUGCCUGAUAGCAAUGCUGUAAAGGAGUUGAAGACUAGUUUACCUACAACUUCAAGCCUCCAGUCCAUUCAUACAUACACAGCUAGCCCACAUACUCCUGGAUGCUCUGGUUCAUCAAUACCACAGUCUUUUACAGUUCCAAAUUACACUACACAGGCUGAUUGCGCAGCGUUGCCAGCCUUUACAGGUAAUACACGGAACAACCAAGUGCCAUGGACGCAUACAUCUCAGCUUUACACUUCCGAGUUGAGUAGUUCACAGUCACGUAGUUUGCCUCACAGCAUCUCGCUUCCCAACUGUUCACUAGCAAGUAAUUCACAGGGCACUACUACUGAUGCGACCAUUUCAGAGGUUUCUUCAAAAAGCAGCACCAAUAUUUCAAGCAAACCUUUCCAUAAUGUUCCUCACUCAUACACAACAAGUGACAGAUCAGCUGCUCAGACUCUUCUACCUGAGCUUUUGCAAGCUGAGGCUGGUGCUCCAUCUGGCGCUUCAUUAACCAAUUCAUCAUCAUCUUCUAAGCUGCCUUCUAAUGCAGCUGUGCCAGGUAGCUCAUGUGUCGCCUCAACUUCUUAUCCUCUUUUGCACAACACAACGGUUACUGUGACAUUUACAAACUGCUCAGCACCGCCUCCUUUGUUGUCCACCUCCCUUGGAAACAUAAGCUACGGUGCAAUUCCUUGGACAUUCCCUUGGCCACCUUCGCAUCCCGGCCAUGAGGCCUUGUCUAGGCCACCUGCAUGGCAUCAACAUGGACCUGCACCAUGGGCCACACAUGGUCCUAGAGCUGGCCCUAUCAAUUGUAAUUUACCUGGUCAUGGAAACUGUGCUUUAGCUGGGCAUGUUCGGGUGUCUCCGCCACUUAACACCCGGCCUCCAGCAUGUACUUUAGUGAACCCUCAUCAUCUCCGACUGGGUCCAGGGCCUAUUCCUAGGCCCCCCUGGCCCACUUCAUGGACCCCUCCAUGGCCUGGUCAUGGUCAGUUGUCUUGGCCAUUAUCUACUUGGCCCCUGCCACCACCAGAAAACAGGAGCCCUCAGGAACCUGCCUCCAGGGCCCUUGCCAGGCCCAUGCAAUGUGCUUUGCCACCAGCACCAUGGACUCACAUACGAAUGAGAACUGCAGUUCUGCCUCCGCCCAACACACAGCCAACAUCAGUGUGUGGAAUUGUUGCCUCGCCCUCCUUUGGACCAAUGCUGCGGCCGCCUCCUCACCGACCACCUAUAGCUGCUGGAAUCUGCUCAUAUCAGGGGCAAGCUCUUGUCGGAGCUAAAACUCCACCAAAACCUAUGACCGACUCGUUGCUUGGCCCAUGGCAUCGACCACCACCUCCUACACCUUCUGCAGGUGCAGCCACAUUGUGCCCUGCAGUUCCUCAGCCUGGCUUGCUUAAUGCUACCUCCAGUGCAAAUGUGCCAACAACUAGCAUAACUGCAUCCCCUACUUUGCCAGUGCGUUCAGAGCCCACAGCAGCACAUGUAACAAACAGUCUUGCAGGCCCAGCUUCCCGAAACAUGGCAGCUCCUGCACCACGCCAUGCACCUAAGGCUGCGCAGGGCCGAUGUUUUAAACCACCAGUUGGUGCUAGCCCCAAGGUAACUUCAAUAAAUCCUACAUCAAGGCUACCACCACGUUUAGCACCACGUCUAGCUGCAAAACUCGCCAUGCGGCCUUCUGCUACAUCAAACAGUGGGAAUGGUUCUGACACAUCUGAAUUCUGUCCAGAGACAGACAGACCUGCAAGUCAGCCCUGCAAAGAUUCUUCUCAAGUUGUUCCUGAAAUGGCCAGUCGGCAGCCUAUUAAACACUUCAAGGAACAAUCUCAGAUAGUUCCUGAAGUAGCCAACCGGCAGCCAGCUAAACCAUGCAGAGACACUUCUAAAAUUGUGUCUGAAGUGACCAGUCGGCAGCCUGUUGCUGGUGGUUCAAUGCGCUGUGAUGGUAAAGCACUGACCAAGACUGAAUGCUCUGGACACAGUGCUAAGACGGGAUCUUCAUCUUGCAACGUAUCUACAGGGCAGGGCAUGGCUUGGCGUAAAGCCCCCAAUUUCAAGAGCUCACCUGGUGUCUCAAGCCAUAGCAUGCGCAACAGUGAACAGAACAUGACUGCACCAGCACUGCCAGAAAAACGUCGCCAAGAGACUUAUAGUACAGCUCCACCGUAUUCAUCAUCUGGAAGAAGGAAGAAGCGACGUUAAAGCCCUCAAAUGAGAAGUUUUAUUCUGGUCACUGAAGUAACAAUACUGAAAAAUAUGUCAUGCCUUUUGUUACACUGCUUGUUCUAUACUCCAAGGCUGCCACCAAGAAUGACCUUUCGUGUUUGCAGCUCCUGUUGUAUAACAAUAGCGUAAAUGAAACGGGUUACAUAUUUUU